UUUCUAUUUUCCAUUUAAAAAACCAUUGAGGUGGCCCUACCCUAGACGUUUCUCGGAAAUUUCUUCCCCUUUCUCCAUCUCUUGCUCCAGAAGGAAAACAGAGAGGAAAUUUUAAAUGCAAUAAUCAUUCAUCCCCACCCUGUUUGUUUACACCACUGAGAUUUGUUAGGUCCGGCAAUCAGAUUUUUGCUGUACACGAACAAUUUCCUUAAAUUUCUGUGUUCCAGAGCUGAUACUUCUUCUAGAGAUGAGAUCAUUUAAAAAAUUAUAAUUAUGAAUUAUCCACCAGAGAAGGUUGUGAGGUUCCAGGACUGGAAUUCAGAGAAAACCUGCGAAGGACAUUAUGCUAAUAAUAAUGGGAUAAAUUCAGGGAAAUUUACAUUUGCAAUAAAUUCAUUUUCAGAAAAGUUUCAAAGAGGGGUUGAAUCUGGUUCUGAGAGGAUUAAAGCGAUUAGAAAGUCAUUUAAAUCUAGUUCAUUCAACCAUGUUGUUGCUAAAGGCUUUGGUUCUAGUAAGAAAGUUCUUGAUCCACAGGGGCCAUUCCUUCAACGCUGGAACAAGAUAUUUGUAUUAUCAUGUAUAAUAGCAGUCUCAAUUGAUCCACUGUUCUUUUACGUUCCAGUGGUUAAUGAUGACAAGAAGUGCCUUGCCUUGGAUGAAAAAAUGGAGACCACUGCUUGUGUGCUGCGUUCAUUCACUGAUAUCUUCUAUAUAAUCCAUAUUAUUUUUCAGUUUCGUACUGGAUUCAUUGCACCUUCUUCUCGUGUAUUUGGAAGAGGUGUUUUAGUUGAAGAUUCACAGGCAAUAGCAAAGAGGUAUCUACGGUCAUACUUUUUAAUUGAUGUUCUAGCAGUUCUUCCCCUGCCACAGCUGGUGAUUUUAAUUAUCAUACCUGAAAUGAGCGGUUUGAAAUCAUUGAAUACGAAGAACUUGUUGAAAAUUGUUGUUCUCUUCCAAUAUCUUCCAAGAGUUUUUCGAAUUUAUCCACUGUACAAGGAAGUUACAAGGACCUCUGGCAUACUAACUGAAACUGCAUGGGCUGGUGCUGCAUUCAAUCUGUUUCUUUACAUGCUAGCAAGCCAUGUUUUUGGGGCUUCUUGGUACUUGUUUUCCGUUGAAAGGGAAUUCACAUGCUGGAAAGGCGCCUGUGGGAAUAAUACUACAUGCCACCGCUCAUUUUACUGUGACAAUGGUGAUUCUUAUUUUAGGACAUUGCUAAAUCAGUCAUGCCCCAUACAAACACCCAACACGACGCUUUUCAAUUUUGGAAUAUUCCUUGAUGCCCUUCAAUCUGGUAUUGUGGAGUCAAAAGAUUUUCCAGAGAAAUUUUUUUACUGUUUCUGGUGGGGCCUGCAAAACCUAAGUUCUCUGGGUCAGAACCUUGAAACUAGUACCUAUGUAUUCGAAAUCUGCUUUGCAGUUUUCAUUUCGAUCUCAGGCUUGGUUCUGUUUUCAUUUCUCAUUGGAAAUAUGCAGACAUAUUUGCAGUCCACAACUACCAGAUUGGAGGAGAUGAGAGUGAAAAGACGUGAUGCAGAACAAUGGAUGUCCCACCGCUUACUACCUGAGAAUCUGAGGGAGCGGAUUAGACGAUACGAGCAAUACAGGUGGCAAGAAACUAGAGGAGUUGAUGAAGAGAAUUUACUUCGUAAUCUCCCCAAGGACUUAAGAAGGGACAUAAAGCGCCAUCUUUGCUUGGCUCUGCUCAUGAGAGUGCCAAUGUUUGAGAAAAUGGAUGAGCAAUUACUGGAUGCAAUGUGUGACCGUCUCAAGCCAGUUCUCUACACAGAGGAGAGCUACAUUGUUCGGGAGGGAGACCCAGUUGAUGAGAUGCUCUUCAUCAUGCGGGGCAAACUAUUGACAGUGACAACAAAUGGUGGAAGAACUGGCUUCUUUAAUUCUGAAUAUCUGGGGGCAGGAGACUUCUGUGGAGAGGAACUUCUCACAUGGGCUCUAGAUCCUCAUUCUUCAUCGAACCUCCCUAUCUCAACAAGAACUGUCCGGGCCCUUACAGAAGUUGAAGCUUUUGCUCUGAUGGCUGAUGACUUAAAGUUUGUUGCUUCUCAGUUCCGUCGGCUUCAUAGUAAGCAGCUGCGCCACACUUUCAGGUUCUAUUCACAGCAGUGGCGAACUUGGGCUGCUUGUUUUAUACAAGCUGCUUGGCGCCGUUAUAGCAAAAAGAAACUAGAGGAAUCUUUGAGAGAAGAGGAGAAUAGAUUGCAAGAUGCUUUAGCCAAUGCUGGUGGGAGCUCGCCAAGUCUGGGUGCCACUAUUUACGCCUCACGGUUUGCUGCCAAUGCGCUUCGUGCUUUACGGCGAAACCGUUCUCGUAAGGCAAGAGUAACAGAGAGGGUACCGCCUCUGCUGCUUCAGAAGCCAGCAGAGCCUGACUUUACUGCUGAAGAACAGUAAACAGGUAGGCUUUCGUUGCUUUUUUUCUUUUGGUGACUUUUACACUUGCUGGCAUCAUGUAAAGGGUUGUAUUUGCCCUCCCUAAAAAGGAAAGAUAACUUGGCUGAAAGCUGCCAUUUGUUGGGUGUGAGGUCUGUAUAUGAUAUGUAAAAUCUUCAAUAUGUCGUUGUUUUGUUCCUUAAUUUUCAGCAAUCAACAAUUUGUGUUCAUGCAGUUUACUUCA
Molecule: messenger RNA, 2635 nt
Organism: Gossypium raimondii (Peruvian cotton)
Lineage: Eukaryota; Viridiplantae; Streptophyta; Magnoliopsida; Malvales; Malvaceae
Product: cyclic nucleotide-gated ion channel 1
Exons: 8
Coding region: 274-2412 (712 amino acids)
Biological process (GO): monoatomic ion transport; transmembrane transport
Cellular component (GO): membrane
Molecular function (GO): monoatomic ion channel activity
Source: RefSeq, a predicted model, not a curated record